Clonostachys rhizophaga is the source of this 1320-nucleotide messenger RNA. The record is from the annotation of a GenBank genome assembly. Lineage: Eukaryota; Fungi; Ascomycota; Sordariomycetes; Hypocreales; Bionectriaceae.
AUGAAGGUCCUCCUCCACUCCCACUUCCCAGCCGGCCACUGCUACCCGAUGCAGGCCGCCGCCCAGGCCCUCGUCUCACGCGGCCACCAGGUCGUCUGGCUCACCAGCGGCGACAACGAGGCCCGCGUCCGCCUCACGGGCGCGGAGUUCGUCCCUACCACUGCCAUUGCCGCCGUCGACGCCCCCCUCAUGCGGCGGCACGAGACGGGUCUGCUCGACGGCGACUGGGGCAGGCACCGGGGCAGGCUUCUGGCGCAGGUGAACGAGUACCGAUCCGUGCUGGACGACUUCGAGGCCGACGUGCUGCUCGUCGACGUGCUCCCCCACGGGGCGAGGGCGCUGUUCGAGCUCGGCGAGAUCCCCGUGUAUGCGACCUUGGGCGUGAUCCCCAUGUACUCAUCGGCGUGGAACGCACCGCAUGCCGUGUCUGGGAGGCAACCUCCCACUACCUGGUUCGGGGUGCUGGUGAACUGGCUGCGUCAUGUGUACAUCCGGUGGAUCGUCCUUCCAUGGUCUCUCCGUCCAGUGUUAAAUUAUCAGCGAUCCGUCUUGGGGCUGGGGCGUCUCCCGUACGGACAGCCGCUGGAGGCGUUUACAUACAGCCGCUUCCUGCACAUCCAGGCAUCUUCGCCAACUCUGGAGUUUGGGAUGAAACCCGCAUAUAUUGAAAAAGUAUCGUACGUCGGCCCUCUGGUAGCGCAGCUCAAAUCCCCUUCGACGCAGAACCUGCCGGACUGGUGGGAGCGGGCGGUUGCGCACCCCCGUGUUAUCGGGAUCACGCAGGGGACGCUGGCCAUGGACCCGACGUCCCUCAUCGUCCCGUCCAUCGAGGCCCUCAGCCCAGACCCCGAUAACCUCCUGGUGGUCGUGUCGCCGCACUCGGCCGAGCUGGAGAGACGCUUCGGGCAGGGGAGGCACGGGAACAUCCUCUACGCGGACUGGCUGCCGUAUCAUCUCCUGCUGCCCCUGCUGCGCCUCCUGAUCACUAAUGGCGGGUACGGGAGCAUCACGCAGGCGCUCUCCCACAAGGUGCCCCUGUUGUGUGCCGGGCAGACCGAGGACAAGAAAGACACGGCGGCGAGGGUGUCAUGGGCCGGAGCGGGGAUUGACCUUAAGACGGACAAUCCCUCGGCUGAGCAGGUGCGGACCGCGGCAGAUCGGAUUCUGGAUGACAGUGGGAGUUACUUGGAGAAUGCUACUCGGCUGGGCGUAGAGUUGAACGCACUGGGUGGUGGAGAGACGGUGUGCGAUGCGUUGGAGGACCUUGUACGACGGACGAGGCUUACGAAGAAGCCGUUACAGGAUAUCGGUAGGUGGUGA